UCGAAAGUGAAAGCAGCCUGCAGUCUGCGGAGCUCCGCCGCUUCUUACUUCAGUCUGUCGGUGUGUUUUGUACCGGACGGCAGGAUGGCUGACACCGGGUGUCCGCCGCUGAUCGUGGAGGGGGACUGGAGUCCGGCUCAGAACAAAACCAUGAAGAACAAACUGCAGCUGUACUUCCAGAGCAAGAAGAAGUCCGGCGGAGGAGACUGCCGCGUGGAGGCGGAGGACGGAGCUCCGAGGGCUGAAGUGUACUUCAUAUCAGAGGAGGUGAGAGAGCAAGUCCUCGCCAGGACAAACCACGAGAUCGUCCUGGAGAACCAAACUGUCAAGUUACGUCUGAUCUCUGCGUCGGCAGGGUUGAGCAGGUUGGAGGACCCAAAUGCAGGACGCAAGGCAAAGGAGAGCCUGAAGGACAGCGACGACGCCUCAGAUUCAAAGACAAAGACGAAGUCAGAAGUUAAGCCUGGAGGUGGAGCUUCAGCAGAGAGCAAAGAGGGUAAAAACAAGAACGAGGAGGUCUGUGUCUGUGAAAUCAGCUGUCCUGAUAAAGAUACCAAGGUGGAGAAGGUAACGUCCGUUCAGAGCGUUGCUGUGGUGUUGGAAAACGUGGACAGCAUGUCCAGAGAUCUGCUGUCCAUGCUGGUGGAGAACAUCUCAGGUUUGGAGGACAGCGCCUACAGCCUGGAGAUCAUCUGGGAGACCAACAGAGCCGUGAUCACCUUUAACAGCCCUGCAGAUGUGGAGAAGUUCCUCACUGUGAGUCAGUCCAGCCAGAAGCUGCAGAAAUACGGACUGACCGCUCGGCCGCUGGAGGCUGCAAAGAGCGUCCGACUGGAGAGUCUUCCUCCGACUGUGACCAAAGAUGUGUUGGAGCUGUAUUCUGAGAAGAGCUGGUCUUUGCCGGACAAUAUCGUCAUGAUCCCAAGUGAACAGGCUGCCAUUGUCGCUUUCAAUGACCCUAAAGUUGUGGAAAGCAUUUGCACAAAAGACAACUAUGUGAUUUGCUCCACUACUGUCAAGGUGUAUCCAUACUACGAGUCCCUGGGCACCGCCUUGUACGGCAAAGAACGACCUACAUGGAAGAUGCCAGAGCCCUUCACGGAGAGGGUUCACCCUGCUGUCUGGAAAUUCCUCCAGAUGAAGAAACAAUUAAAAAUCAUCAACGAUCAGAUGAGUCCGCACUUCUGCAGUGUGGACUUGGAUAACCCUGAGGUGAAACUCAGCCCUCUGCCGAGCUUUUUGAGGCAGAAAGGUCUGACUGCCAAACAUUUAGAUAUGUGGAUGAGUACCGCCCAAGAGGCCUUCCGUCAGCAAAUGUCUCAGUACACUGCCUUUGAAUGUCCAGUGGACACACCUGCAUGGAACGCUGCAGAGAAAGAUGUCCUUUCGGUUAUCAGGGACGAUGCCUUCCUGGUGAUGGAUGCAUCCAGGGGGGUUUUGGUUGUGGCUGGCCGAGCUGAUGAUAUAAAACAAUUCAGGGCUCCUGUGGAGAACAUUGUUCUCAAAGCCAUGAGUCAAAUUAAACGGCAGACAGAUGGUGUCUCUGAUGGAAUGGAUUUGUCCCCAGCAAUGUUUUACAUCCUGCAGCAGGAAGGGUUGCAGAAAGCUGCACUGAACAUUUCCCCUGACAUGAACCUCUCCUAUGAUGGAGGAACCCAGAAGUUAACCAUUACAGGACUUCCUGCAGAGGUUUUCCAGACUAAGGCGUGGAUCUUGCAGAGGAACAUGGGUAUGUGUAAAAAACCAAUGAAUGUCCCUCCAUGUCUUUUAGACUUUCUCAAGACUGUGGAUCCCACAGAGAUGUCGCAGGACUUGUUCACAUCCCAAGGCAUCAGUGCCAUCUACAGCAUUGAGGACAAAGGGGUAAUACUGUUAGGGAGUUCAGAGAAUGCCCUUGCUGAUGCAGAGAGUAAGAUGAAGACGGUUUUUGCCCUGCAGACUCUGGAUGUGGAAGACCAGAAUGUUCUGAAACUUCACAACUGGGUGAGCCUGAAUCAACAGCUGUUGGACACCUUCAACUCAUUAAAGAAGAAAACAGUAGCCAUUCAGAUCCAUCCAGAGAGAAGAGACAAAAUAACGGUGGCCGGCUUCCAGAAUCCAGUGAAAGAGGUCAGCUGCACUCUGAAGGAAUUCAUUGUGAACUACUCACGAGUUCAAGAAAUCUUUCGGGUAGAGUCCUGCGCUGUUGUUCAGUUUAUUGACAAGAAAAAAUCUCAAGAUUGGUGCAGUAUUGCCAAAGCUAAUGAUGUGACAGUCCGUUUUGAUGAAGAGAGGCCAAAAAUCAUCAUCACUGGGGCUCGUCUUCACGUCCAGAAAGCCAGAUUCUGCUUUCAGGAACUGACUAGUAGCCUCAUAACUGACAACUUAAUCUUAGAAAAGCCUGGAGCCAAGAAGUACUUCCAGUCUCAAGGGAGCCUGUUUCUGUCUACAAUAAUGUCAGACUUCAACUGUGUGGUGGUGCUUCGCCCAGAAUCUCAAGAGGAAGAGGAGGAAGAGAACUAUGAAGAAGGAAAUGGCCUUUGUUAUUGCAAAGUUCAGACCAGCAGUGGAGUUCUGGUUUCGGUUAGCAAGGCAGACAUCUGUAUGUUCAGAGUUGAUGCGGUGGUCAAUGCAGCUAAUGAAGACUUACAGCACAUUGGCGGUCUGGCUUUGGUGUUGCUUAACGCUGCAGGACCUCAGCUGCAGAAAAUCAGCAACGACUACAUUUCCACAAAUGGAAAACUACGUGCAGGUGACGCCAUCGUUACAGGUGCGUGCAACCUGCCUUGCAAGUACGUCGUACAUGCAGUCGGUCCCCGGUUCUCUGACUAUGACAAGAAGACGUCAGUGUCGCGUCUGAAGCUUGCAGUUAAAGAAAGUCUGUCUCAAGCAGAGAAGGUCCACUGCUCCACCAUUGCGCUACCUGCAAUCAGCUCAGGUGUGUUUGGUUUUCCUGUUGACCUCUGUGCUGACACGAUAGCUCAGGCAGUGCGAGAAUACUGCGACAGACCAGGAAGUCUGACAUCGUUGACUGAGAUUCACCUGGUGGACAAUAAUGAUAACACAGUGAGAGUCCUGGCUGCAGCAGUCAACAGAGAGUUCGGUGACCUUGGACCUACGAUGACCGUUCCACAGUGGGCAGAAAGAAAAGGCACCGGAGCUUCAGGCAGAUAUCAAUGGGGUCGAGGUAGAGGUCAGAACCAGUCGCCCAGGGGCCAACAGUUUGCUGAAAGAGGAAGAGGAGGAGGACUUGAAAGAGAGGCUGGGGGAACAGGAGCUGGAUCUCGGGGAGAUUGGCAAAGUAACAGUGGAGGUCAGAGCUCCAGGGGACACACCAGGCCUGGAGAGCAUGGAGGACCCGGGAGGAUGGAGCAGACCACAGCUGAAGGCCUGAAGAUUGCUCUCUGCAAGGGAAACAUUCAGGACCAGAAAACUUUCGCCAUCGUCAACACCAUAUCCGAGAACAUGGACCUGAACCAGGGAGCGGUUUCCAAAGCGAUCCUGGAGGCGGCCGGAUCCGCCCUGCAGUCAGCUGUUCGGUCUGAAGCCAGGGUGGCAACGCUGCAGCGUACUGACGUCGUCAUCACAGACGGCUUCAAACUCAGGUGUAGGAAGGUCUUUCACGCUGUUUGCCCUUUUUGGGACAACGGAAGAGGCCAGGCAGAGGAGGAGUUAAUCACCACCGUCAGAUAUUGUCUGGAUGCGGCUGAGAAGCGUAAGAUGACGUCACUGUCCUUCCCGGCCAUCGGUACAGGAAACCUGGGCUUCCCCAGAGACUUGGUGUCCAGAGUCCUGCUGAGGGAGAUCCACUCAUUCAGCCGAAAUAAAAAUCCUCGCCAUCUGAGAGAGGUGGUCAUCGUCGUUCACCCGAGUGACAGCCAGACUGUGGAUUGUUUCACCAGGGCGUUCAGAGGUCAGACUGACCAGAGAAACAUGAGGGAAGCACAGGAAUUUAACGAGGCACCAGUGGCAUCUGUCAGCCAAUCACAACAGCCCUCAGCCUCCUUCAGUCAGGUAUCGUCGCCCUCCCUCGGUGUGCAUCGGAUGCAGAUGGGUCAGCUCACCCUCGAGGUGUCGUCUGGAGACAUCACCAAGGAGGCCAGUGAUGUCAUCAUCAACUCCUCCAGUCCGGACUUUACCCUCAAAGCAGGAGUGUCCAAGGCGAUCUUAGACAGCGCUGGAUUAAAAGUAGAGAUGGAGUGCGCACAGAUCGUGAAUUCUCCGGGUUACCAGCCUCGUCCGAUGAUCCUGACGUCGGCCGGCCAGCUGCCCAGCAAAAACAUCAUCCACAUUGUUGGUCGGAAUGAUCCUGCACAGAUCAAGGACAUGGUUUAUUCAGUGCUGAAGGUCUGCGAGGAAAACAAGUUCAAGUCCGUCUCCUUCCCAGCCCUGGGAACAGGUCAGGGAGGAGCCAAACCGUCGGCAGUGGCGGACGCCAUGGUGGGAGCGGUGGUGGAGUUUGUGAGAAAGAAACAGCCAAAGUUUGUUCGCAGCGUGAAGUUCCUGAUCUUCCAGACGUUCAUGGUGAAGGAGUUUCACAAGAGCAUGAUGAAGAGAGAGGGAGAGGGGGUGGAGGAGAAGGGCGUCUUCACCAAGAUCAGAGACUCAGUCACCACAUUUGUUAGUACUGUAUUUGGUACGGAGCGGCGCAGCACUGAUGACUUGGAUCUAGAGAGGGAAGAGUUUGAGCCCACAGUGUUUCAGCUGUGUGCUGACAACGAAAAGGCUGUGAGUCUGGCUAAGAAAAGGAUUCAGGAGGUGAUUGUGGCCGAGCAGGCGGAGCGCACCAUCACAGAUCAGUACAUCAAUCAGCUGUCGCAGGCUGACAUGGACCAGCUGAAGGCCCUGCAGAGGGAACUGACGGUCAGCAUCCGUCUGGACAAAGGGCAGGAGGACCAGGAGCCCAAAAUCCACCUGGAGGGUCUGACCAGAGACGUCUUCACCGCCGAGGCUACGGUCAGGGACAUCAUCCGGAAGGUGGAGAGGACGGAGACCUUGAGGAAUAAGGCCUUGCUGGUGAGCGGGCUUGUAGAGUGGCAGUUUCAGCACCACAACAAGGCGACGGUGCCCUUCGACAUUCACACCAACCUCAACCUGGAGGAGGCUCUGGAGAAAAAACAAAGUGUGAAGAUCAAGAUCCUCAAUGAAAAUUACAACGCUGACGCAGUGCUCAGGAAAGCAGUUUCAGUGAAAGGCAAUAAAAUGGUGGAGCUGCUUAGAAAAGACCUGAAAGGUACAGACGCCGCGCUGCCGCCACAUUGGGAUGACAUGAAAGGCGACCUCCUCAAGCUGUUUCCUCUGACUACAGGAUCCCAGGAAUACAACGAUGUGGAGACAGAAGUUAAAAAGAUCGGCCUUGCUGCAAACAUCAUCAGUAUUGAACGGGUUCAAAAUUCGACACUGUGGCAGAGCUACCAGCUCCUGAAGAAACAACUGGAGGUGAAGAACAAACACAAAAACAACGAGAGGCGACUGUUCCACGGCACCGGAGUCAAAUCCAUCAAUCUCAUCAACAAUCAAGGAUUCAACCGCAGCUACGCAGGAACACAAGUAGGUGCGAUGUACGGCAAUGGCUCUUACUUUGCAGUGGACCCGGGAUACUCGGCCAAUGGCUACGCCAAACCCGACGCCAAGGGGCACAAGCGCAUGUAUCUGGCCAGGGUCCUGGUUGGAGACUUCACCCAGGGAAAAGGUGGGAUCAUCACCCCGCCUGCCAAAAGCUCUAGCAAUUCUACAGACCUGUAUGACAGUGUUGUUGAUCAAACUGCCAACCCAACCAUGUUUGUCAUCUUCAAUGACAUCCAGGCAUACCCAGAAUACCUGAUCACAUUUACAUGAGCUGCUGGUAGUGCAACAACUCUGGUAAAAAACAAACCUGUCAUAUGUGUUACAGUUUAACUCAGUUUAUAAAACAGUAAAUAUUUAUAGUAUUCUUUAAUAUAUAAUUAUAUUAUUGCUUAAUAUUUUCACCCAUUAAUAAAUGUAAAAGAAAGUGUCACACUGUUUGUUAAGUCAGCUAAAAAAAGUUCCAAUAAAUUAACAAAAGCACUAAAACUUUGAGAAUGAAUAUGUUAAAACCUUCAACCUUUGUUUAUGACAUUGUUUUGUUUUGGGAAUAUAAUUUGAAAUACUAUAUUAAAGGAACAUUAACCAUUUUCUUAGUUGUUUUAUUAAAAAUUGGAUAAGAUUUUCAGUCUGCAUCAUUAUAUCUUAUAUCUAUUAAUUUCACUGCAACUAAUGUUGCUGGUUCUGUCUGGUAUUUUUUAUGCUAGCACCACGGCUGUGUGGACGGUUUUCCUUACAGGGUGAUGUUGAGGAUGAAUUUGAGUGACCUUGGUGAUCCCAGGACUUUUUAUGGAGCCAACACGACGUUUGUUAGAGAUAUUUCUUAGGGGGCUUGGAGUCAUUAGCUGACCCCACAAGUGUUCACUGACCUUCCAGCUUAAGUUAUUUCUCUCAUGUAACUGUCCUUGUUAGGGAGGCAACAGACUGGUAAGGUAGAGACAGUAGCUCCAGUAUCAGGCUAGCAGAUAUCAGGGUUCUCUGGGAAUCUUACAAGGUUGAGACCUACAAGAAUGUUUAGAAGAACUCGUUGGCUCCACAGAUUAGAGAACUCAUGGAUAGUAAUACUGUAGAUUCAAACAUGACGUAGCAUUGGAGUCUAAACAUUAUAUAGAUUUGUUGUUGUAGAUUAAGGCCAGCUAAAGAUGACCUAAUAGAGAAACCUACAGGCACCAGGGUGAGGACAGAAUCCUUCAGAUCUGGUGUUGGCAUUUGACGUGUUCACAUGUUGUAUGAUGGCACUGUAUCUCCUCAGCCGGGCUCAAUAAACCAUGCUAUGUUAAGUCUU
Messenger RNA from Micropterus salmoides (largemouth bass), 6829 nucleotides. Its product is annotated as protein mono-ADP-ribosyltransferase PARP14-like. Gene Ontology annotation, biological process: negative regulation of gene expression. The transcript has 24 exons. Lineage: Eukaryota; Metazoa; Chordata; Actinopteri; Centrarchiformes; Centrarchidae. Bases 85 to 5817 code for a protein of 1910 amino acids. Gene Ontology annotation, cellular component: nucleus; cytoplasm. Gene Ontology annotation, molecular function: transcription corepressor activity; NAD+ poly-ADP-ribosyltransferase activity. The record is from RefSeq and is a predicted model, not a curated record.